Molecule: messenger RNA, 1893 nt
Organism: Frankliniella occidentalis (western flower thrips)
Lineage: Eukaryota; Metazoa; Arthropoda; Insecta; Thysanoptera; Thripidae
Product: WW domain-binding protein 11
Exons: 11
Coding region: 165-1838 (557 amino acids)
Biological process (GO): mRNA cis splicing, via spliceosome
Cellular component (GO): spliceosomal complex
Source: RefSeq, a predicted model, not a curated record
AACAACUCGAGGCCUUCGUUUUCGGUAGUUUUCUGUGAUUUUGAAAGCUAUGGAGAGUCUUGCAUGCCAAUGUUUAGCCGAGAAUUUUUAACACUUCGCCUAGUUCUUGAAGCCUUUUAAAACUUUGAUUUGUAUUAGCUUCGUGGUAAUAAUUAACUUUAAAGAUGGGGCGACGUUCCAUCAACACCACCAAGAGUGGGAAAUACAUGAACCCCACAGACCAAGCACGUAAAGAGGCCCGCAAAAAGGAGCUUAAGAAAAAUAAGAGACAACGGCAGAUGGUACGGGCAGCUGUGCUGAAAGGAAAAGAUCCGUAUCAAAUAAUUCAAGAGAUGGAACGCAUUGAUCAAAUGGAAUACAAUGUUCUUCAGCCCUCGCCACUCAAUGAAAAGGUUCUGAAAGAUAAACGUAAAAAACUGAAAGAUACUUUAGAUAGAGUACUGAAGAUGUAUGAUAAAGAUGAUCCAGAGCGUUGGGCAGAGCUCAAGACUCAAGAGGCUGACUAUGAGAAGCGACGAGCUGCCUUACUCCAGUAUUACGAAGCCGUGAGGCAUGCUCAACAAGUUCAAGUAGAAGAAAUUCCUCUUCCCAUUUCUUUAACAGGAGGAAUGCCAGACUCUGCAGGCUUACCUGGGCAAAUUCCAUUACCUGCAGAAAUUCCUUCUCACAUUCCUCCACCUCCUAGCAUUCUUCGUAAGAGGUCUGCUUACAGUCCACCUCGGAAACCCAAAAAGCCUCCUGGAGUUCCCCCAGGUCCUCCACCUGAGUUGUCUGAUGAUGAAGAGGAUGAAGAACCAAUGGACACAUCUGCUCCACCAUUACCAAUCAACAGUAGACGAAUUAGGUUUGAAGAUGACUAUGAAGAAAGGCCACCUGGGGAGGAACCUUUAGAAAAGGAAUUGCCACAUUCCAGUAUGUUUGAGGAGGGAGAAGAACGAUCCAAAAUUACUUUAGCCCCAACACCAAAGCCACAACCAACAGCAUUACAACAAAAAAUGUUGGCCAUGGCAGGGCAAGACAUUGAUCAGUUCAUGAGAGAGAUGGAGGAAGUCCACAGGAAGAGAGAGGCUGAUAGACAAGCUGACUUAGAUGCUCGUCUUGCUGCUUUGGCUGAAUCUGGGGAGGAUUCAAGGAGAGAUCAGGAUCAAGACUACAUUGAUGAGGGCCCUGGUGUGCCAGGUAAGACACCACCUGGACCACCUCCAAUACUUCCUGGCCAGCAGUCCUCUAUACCGCCAGGUCCUCCACCGCUGAUGAGCCUGCCACACAUGGUGUUCCGCCCCCCUGGCCCACCGCCACUGCAGGGCUCGGUCCGCGUGCCCCCAGGCCCACCCCCGGGCCGGCCGCCAGCACUGCCUCCGGGCCCGCCCCCAGGACUGCCCCCGCGCCUUGGCGUGCGGUUGCCCCCCGGCCCCCCGCCGGGCAUGCCUCCAAGACUCAUCCGCAUGCCGGGGGGGCCUGUGCCUAUGGGUAUGCCACCGUCCAUGAUGCCUGGAAUGCCGGGCAUGCCAGGUGGCUUACCUCUUGGUACACCCAAUGUGCUGUCUGCUGGACCACAGCUUAUCAAUAGAGUGGAAUCUAGUGAAGCAAAGAAGGGCGGUGCUACAAUAGAGGCCAAACCUCAAAUUAGGAAUUUAAGUGCUGAUGUAACUCGUUUCCUACCAACUGCAUUACGAGUGAAACGGGAUGAGAAACCAGUCAAAGCCCACAGAAUUUCUUCAGAUAUGCGAGGGGAUAUUGCUAUGGCCCGGCAGCAAGCUCAAGGUCUACCACAGCAGGGUGUUACCAAAGAUGAUGCUUACCAGCAGUUUAUGCGAGAAAUGGAAGGACUUCUUUAAAUUAAUGUGCAAGACAGAAAAAGUUAUCUUUAAUAAAAAUUUAAUCUUAUCUAAA